GCGGACCCUAAAUCGUCGAAUCUCGCUGCUAGGCCCAAGCGUGGCGAGGGGGUUUUCCUGCGCGGACGUCUGACGCUGACCUUCGCCUGCAAUCUAUCGCUUCACCUCGCUAGCUCUCGGCUCUCUGUCUCUCUCUCUUGCUCUCGGCUCUCUGCUGUGUCUCUUGCUUUCGUUUCGCCGUUGUAUUCGUCAUGUCUGUGCUGUGUAGAGCCACGGCUCGGGUGCUGCUCGCGGCGCAGAGGCCGCGGCUGCUGCAGAGCGCGGCGCGGGGGCUCAGUGCGGGCGCAAAGUACGAGUACAUUCUGGUGGAGAGGAAAGGAGAGGGCAACAGCGUGGGCUUAAUACAGCUCAACCGGCCUAAGGCCCUCAACGCACUGUGCGAUGGCCUCAUGUUGGAGCUCAAUCAAGCCCUGGACGUGUUCGAAGGGGACUCGGGCGUUGGGGCCAUCGUGAUCACUGGCAAUGAACGUGCCUUCGCCGCGGGGGCCGACAUAAAGGAGAUGCAGAACCGAACAUUCGCCGAGUGCUUCGGUGGGAACUUCCUGUCGCACUGGAAUCGCGUCGCCCAGACCAAAAAGCCGGUCAUCGCAGCCGUGAAUGGAUUCGCGUUGGGAGGAGGCUGCGAGCUGGCCAUGAUGUGUGACAUCAUCUACGCUGGGGAAAAGGCCCAGUUUGGGCAGCCUGAGAUUGCUCUUGGCACCAUACCCGGGGCGGGCGGCACGCAGAGGCUCACCAGAGCGGUCGGCAAAUCGUUGGCCAUGGAGAUGGUGCUCACUGGAGACCGGAUCUCAGCCCAGCAAGCCAAAGAAGCAGGGCUCGUCAGCAAGGUGUGCCCACCCGAUCAGCUGCUGGGGGAGGCCGUGAAGCUGGGAGAGAAGAUCUCGCGCCACUCCAAGCUCGUCAUCUCCAUGGCUAAGGAGGCCGUCAAUGCUGCAUUUGAGCUCUCACUGGCAGAAGGAAACCGUCUUGAGAAGAGAUUCUUCCAUGCCACCUUUGCAACCGAUGACCGCAAAGAAGGAAUGAGUGCAUUCGUGGAGAAGAGAAAAGCUACCUUCACUGACCAAUGAUCUCAAUUGCCAAUAUUGUGUUUUCAAAAGCACUCGGUCAUAAUGUGGCAUUUAUUUUUCAUCACAUGCCAAUCGAAUUGUAUUUAUCGUUUGGAUAUACGUAAACAAAAUAUCAAUGUGCACGUACAAUUUUUAAGCACUUUGUCCAUUGUAAAACUACAGUAAGAGUUUAAAAAGUCUUUGACGUCUAAACACAAACUGUGUGCUGUUCCGACAUUCACAUUUAUACAAGUAUGAUUGUACAUGUACAGCCCUUUCUCAAUCUAUUGCUGGAUGAGAACACCACUAUGCUAUGUGAGUCGUAGGGGAUAUUUCACCAUACAGUACUUCAGCGUGCUUAAUAGUGAGGGUUGUUGAAGGGGGCAGCAUAGAUGGAUCAUAAAGAAUAGUCCAAAAAUGUAUUUUGCUGGACUCCCCUCUGCUGCCUACCAUGUAGCCCCAUACCUUAUAACACUAAUUUGCAUGGUGGUCACCCACCCAUGUAUUAUCGAGGCUCAACUCUGCUUAUAGCUUCCGAGAUGAGAUCAGGAGCAUUGUGGAUGAUUUGGUCAUAGGCCAUGUCAUGAUUACAAGAACAAAUAUCAGGAAUUAAAUGUAAAUCUGUGCCUAUAUUUUGUUGUUCAUCAUUAUAAUAAAGGUAAGAUGAAUACUG
This is a messenger RNA of Lethenteron reissneri (Far Eastern brook lamprey), 1719 nucleotides long. It is a transcript of the gene ECHS1, whose product is annotated as enoyl-CoA hydratase, short chain 1. The record is from RefSeq and is a predicted model, not a curated record. Gene Ontology annotation, molecular function: catalytic activity. Gene Ontology annotation, biological process: fatty acid beta-oxidation. Lineage: Eukaryota; Metazoa; Chordata; Hyperoartia; Petromyzontiformes; Petromyzontidae. Gene Ontology annotation, cellular component: mitochondrion.